AUGUUGGACGACAUUGAUGCGUUCUUGGAGAUGGAGGCGCCUUACGGCUACGAAGAGGCAGAGCAAUAUCUGGACACUGCUAGCUCAUCCGAGAGCACAAGUCCCAUCAUAUCGAACUUCGAUAUGACGUUCGUACCCGACUUCAGUACCACAGAAACCAGCAUCUACCCCAGCCCAAUGAGCUCACAGCGAGACACGGAAUCACCGCAGCCCGCUUCAGAUCCGAAAGCCGCUGCCACCACCGCCAAACCUCCAGCGAAGAGGAAGCGUGAGAACAGAUACAAGAAUGCCCCGCCUUCCGUGCUUUCGCGCCGCCGAGCACAGAACAGAGCAUCACAACGGGCAUAUCGCGAGCGCAAGGACCAGCGCAUCAAGGACCUCGAGGUCAUGCUCUCCGAGCAGAAGCAAAAGAACGACUCCCUCAGCCAGGCCUACUCGGCAUUACACGACGAGUACCUCAAGCUCCGGGGCGUGCAGGCGAGGGCACACCAGAUGCCGCGACAUCACCCGACGACCGCCGCACCGCCACCAAUGAUGUUUGAUCCGUCUGCCCACAUGGGCAUGCCGACUGCCCAUCCCGGAGCGAUGGAUUACGCCGACAACAUGUACAUGUUUCAGGACAUGCAGACUUACACCCUAUGA
Colletotrichum siamense is the source of this 642-nucleotide messenger RNA. RefSeq names its product AP-1-like transcription factor napA (gene napA-1). NCBI's taxonomy places the organism in Eukaryota, Fungi, Ascomycota, Sordariomycetes, Glomerellales, Glomerellaceae. Gene Ontology annotation, cellular component: RNA polymerase II transcription regulator complex. The record is from RefSeq and is a predicted model, not a curated record. The coding region runs from base 1 to 642 and encodes 213 amino acids. The transcript is spliced from 3 exons. Gene Ontology annotation, molecular function: transcription cis-regulatory region binding; DNA-binding transcription activator activity, RNA polymerase II-specific.